AUGAAAGACAAUAAAGGUGGCGGCGGGAUUUUCUACGCGAAAACUCGCUAUAUUGUGCUAUUUUUGGGAUCUGCUUGCAUUGCAUCGAUCGCCUCGAAUAUGAUCAUUCUCAAUUUUACACUCAUUUGCAUGGGAAACUCGACACUGAAUGAGGAUGACGCUCAAGCGAUGGCCAACCGCGGGACACACGAUUACACCCAAAAAGAGAAAUCGUUUCUGAAUUGGGCGGUAGCGGUGGGGACACUGCUUGCCGCGUGGCCAUUCCAUUGGUUCUACGAGAAGUACGGUGCCCGAAGCGUUUUCUUCAUCGCCGGAAUGAUCUCAGCCGUUUCGACGGCUCUGAUUCCACUCGUAUCUCGGCUUGAUUUCAAGUUGUUCCUCGCCAUGCGAUUCUUCCAGGGUAUCUCAUUUGGUGCCGAUUUCGCGGCAAUCGGUCUCAUCGUCGUGCAUUGGGCUUCACUCAAACAACACGGUUUCUUCAUCUCAUUGCUCUCAUCGUUUUCCCAAAUCUCUGUCAUGUUUACAAUGCCUGUCGCUGGAGAGCUCUGCUCCUCUCCAUUGGGAUGGGAAGCAGCCUAUUAUGUGCACGCCGUUCUCUGCGUUGUCCUCUUCGUCUCCUGGUGGCUCUAUUACAGAAAUGAUCCAGUUGAUCACCCGAAAAUGACCGAUGUUGAGCUCGAGAAAAUCCAUCGUGGCAAGAGCGCGGCUGCGUUGAAGAAUGAGGAGAAGACACCGAUUAAGGAGAUCAUGAAAGACCCGGUUGUUUGGAGUGUUUGGUUGUCGGCUUUCGGCGAGUUGAUGAUGUCACAGUUCAUCGUCAUGUACGGUCCAACGUAUCUGAAAGAGGUUCUUGGUUUCCAAGUGGCGCACACUGGCUACUUCGUCGCCAUUCCCCGUUUCGUGCAUUUGCUCUUCAAAAUCGGCUCCGGAAUCGCUAGUGACAGAAUAAAAUGUUUGUCGGAGAAAGUGAAAAUGAUCAUUUUCAACACGAUCGCUUUGAUGGUUUCCGGAGUUUUCUUCUGCAUUCUCGGAUUCGUUUCAAAGGAAUACGCCUCUUGGGCUCUAAUGAUUUUAUUGGUAAUCGAGUCGACAACGGGUUGCAUUUGCGGAGGUUUCUACAAGUGCGCUACACUUGUGGCCAGGCAACACUCGCAUUUCGUCCUCUCGCAAAUCCAAUUCAUCAAAUGUCUCUCGCUCUUCAUCGAGCCUCUCCUCAUCUUCCUCAUUUGUCGUCACAAUACCCUCGCCGAGUGGCGUAUCGUCUUCAUCAUUCACGGUGUUCUUCUCAUUCUCGGCAACGUCAUCUUUUGCUUCUUUGCCACCGAUAAGCCGGCCAAGUUCACUCAUACACCGGCAGUUGACACGAAUGGAGAAGAGUUGAAAGAAGAAGAGAUUCCCGAGAAACAACGAUUGGUCAACGGUUCUUCACAU
Molecule: messenger RNA, 1431 nt
Organism: Mesorhabditis belari
Lineage: Eukaryota; Metazoa; Nematoda; Chromadorea; Rhabditida; Rhabditidae
Source: the annotation of a GenBank genome assembly